AGGCUGGGAUUGUUCGAGCCGCUGCGCGUGGCUUUUCCGUUGAGACGCUGAUGCACGCGUCUGUGCCGUUCACCGGCUUCAGCAAGUUUCCAGGUGAAAUGUAGCUUCUAUCACUCGACUAGCACCACCCGACGCGCGACGUGGAGACAGACAUCGAGUCUUCCCGCACUUUUGACUAGCGGACCUGUUUUCUCUUCCGAACCACACUCACUCCAUCCUUCCUUCACGCCCUGCAAGUAUCACUCGUCAAGAUGCCUUCUCCUCUCACCUCUACUCCCGUCCGCGCGCACAUGACCGCAUCCAAAUCGCUCGUCCGGCGUUCGCGCUUGCACAACAAAGACAUUCGCGAGGCCUACCUCCAGUCCGACACCUCUUUCGAUUCCUCGACAAAGAGUGACAGUGACACCGGCCCAUCUGUUGAUGUCAGCGUCCCACUCCCCGUUCUACUCGGGGAACGUUGUGAAGCGCUUUCACAUUCCACUAUCGACGCCUCGAAAGAUUCUUGCGCAUCUGUCUCUGCCGAGCUCAAGGCUGUACAGUCCGAGCUGCACCAGACCAGGGCGGCGCUUUGGGUCGCGCGUCAAACGAGCGAAGGCAAGUCGAAGGAGCUGGAUGUUUGGCGCGCUGCUCCGAAAUGCCGCAAGUCGAGCUUCGGGCAAGAAAGCAGCGGCGAGGCGCUCAUCGAGAAGCGGCUCGGCCCACCACAAUACAAGACGAGAGCAAAGGCGGACGAAGGACACGAUCGACGCGCACGUCUUGAGAUUCUCAAGGCCAAAUUCGCCCAGACGGGAUCCGACAGCAUUCAAGAUUAACACUGAGCAAGACACGUCCGCAUCCGAACUUUGUUGCUAAUCACGGGAUCUUCAUUCAAUCUCGGCAGGAUUGAGCCUCACCGCUUACAACACGCGACGCGCGGCUCUCAACCCUCGACACAAACGCUUGAUUUCGUGUCGCUCGCUGUGCCGAGAUCAGCGGCCGGACUUCAAAGCAAGACCUGUCCCCUCCCCCCUCUUUCCUUU
Ceraceosorus guamensis is the source of this 1019-nucleotide messenger RNA. RefSeq lists its product as hypothetical. The coding region runs from base 252 to 812 and encodes 186 amino acids. The record is from RefSeq and is a predicted model, not a curated record. The transcript is spliced from 3 exons. Lineage: Eukaryota; Fungi; Basidiomycota; Exobasidiomycetes; Ceraceosorales; Ceraceosoraceae.